Messenger RNA from Homalodisca vitripennis (glassy-winged sharpshooter), 3391 nucleotides. RefSeq lists its product as uncharacterized. The coding region runs from base 219 to 986 and encodes 255 amino acids. The record is from RefSeq and is a predicted model, not a curated record. Lineage: Eukaryota; Metazoa; Arthropoda; Insecta; Hemiptera; Cicadellidae. The transcript has 6 exons.
CGGGCAGCGCUCUAGCGGGAAGCAGUGAAAGCUUCAGUCUGCAAUCCACCGCAAGUCAUUUCAGUCGUACUCGCAGCCAGUCGCGGGCUCUACGAGCAGUCCUGUUCGUGUAGAAUUGUGACAGUUGUAAUUCCGUUGUGAAUGCAGUGGUAUGUGACGUAAAAUGGAUUCAUGGAACUAACUGAACCAUCCUGCAAACUUCAGAAAUCGCGGAUGAGAUGGUGAAGAAGCUCGGGAAGCACCACUACCUGGCGACCCAGACCCCACAGUAUCCAGAGUCUCUCCAUAGAGGAUAUUCUACAGAUGGAGAAGACAGCCAGCGUGCCGCUUCGGAUAGGACGAUGUCGGAGUACACAGUUACCAAUGAGCGCGCCAGGGUGAUGCCGCCACCGCGCAGACAUCGCAGCAAGUCGCGAGAGAGGGAGCGGCGAUCUAGGAGUGAAGAACGGCAACAAUACACGGACCAGGAGGGUUCUGAUAUCUAUGUAACCAGCGCUGCCUACCGUGCCCCCUCUGAGAUCAGCCGAGGGUCUCGUUACAGCCGCCACAGUCGGAACACGCCAAGUCACUACUCGUACCGAGCCCCAAGCGAGGUCUCCACCAUAAAAACUAAGGUGGAUCACAAACGAGGGCUUGUCAUCGAGACCAUGUCCGCCCCCAACCCUUUCUGCCCCCACACGAGGGGGAUGUGUUGUCUCAUGCUGUUACUCAACUUGGGUCUCAUCCUCGUCACCCUGGGUAUCGUCAUUGUUGUCCAGUUCUUCCAGCCAGUGUUUGUCUGGAUCCUAGGGAUUGUGUUCCUGAUAUUCGGGUUCCUCACACUUGUCGGCAGUCUGAUAUACUGUGUGGCUAUCUGUCGCGACGCCAAGACUCCAGCACAGGUCGCUGCCGAGGACCAUCACUGGACGCGGCACUGGUCAGGCAACAUCGGGUCUCCUCCAGAGAUACACUACCGAGCAGACGACAAGUACAGCGAUCGUUACUGAGACACUCUGCGCCGACACUGGACCUUCGGGGAGUUGUACAAGGAAUAUAUUUAUAGUGUUAAAGUUGACGAGGUCGAUUUGAAAAUAUCCCACAAGAAAUAAAAGUCUACUGGAAGGAAACUGAUAAAUUUCCAAUAAACUAUAAAAAUCAGUUAUUUGAGAAAAAAAUUCAUCAUAAAAUAAAAUCUCCAAAAAUGCAGGUUUUCUUCUAUUUCUAACUCAAAAAUUUAGUAAAUCCCUUUACUUGCACAAUCUCAGCAUGAUUGACGCAAAUUUUUGACAGGAAAUAGCUUUGUUAACAUUGUUAUACUAGUUAAGAUGGUACACUGGUCAGUGACCUGUUACUGAAUUGUCAAAAAUAUGAUUAUAUGCCAAUAAUAUUAAUUUAUAAUUAUUUAUAUUUAUUAUAUAUUUUUCCACAAGAAACUCUAUUUAGAAUAUAAGUUAUAAACCAUGGGUAUUAACAGAUAAUCAUAUUUUUAAUAAUUCGAUAGCAUUGAGAUACUAAAAUCGUAGUUUUUAAAGAAAAACCUUUAUGAAUUUGAGAUGAGUUUCUAUUCGCAACACAGUUUGAUACUUUAUUCCCAUAUUAAAAGCGUAGCCUCAGAUGCGUGGCCGGCAGCUAACUUGCGUGCCCUUUUAAACCUGUCUUAUAUAACAAAUCUACUUGUAUAAAUAUUUUCUAUUCUAUAAAAGUUCAAACAAAAAUAGUUCGUUAACACGUUCACGGAUUAUUUCCAGAUUUUGUUAUUUGCAGUAGAAUUUUUAAAUAAUAAUGGAAAAAAAAAAAACCGUAAUAUAUUUUUACGUUAAACGUUUAAGUAUAACAAGCAAAGUACAGUAUGUAGGCUUCGCAAUUUUGCACAAAAUAAUAUUUUAUUAUUUUAUUUUAAUGUUUAUAUACCUUAAGGGGUUCCUACAAAAUUAAUUUACCUCAAAAAUUAAGAAAUGGGUGUGUCACACGAUAGUCUGAGAUAUUUAUUUAAGUGCAAGAUCAAAUUUAACAAACCAUCAAGACAGGCAAGCCAUAAAAACGCAAUAAGGAAAUGAAUAGCAACGUGUACCCCAUUGGGCACAUGACAUGCUUUACGAAUGCUUGAUAUGUACCCGAUCUGGUACACGACAAAAGUUGUGAAAGUUCGCGGGUACCCGAUGGGGUACAAAUUGUCGUGAAUGUGUUAAGAACAUCCUGACAUAUAAUUUCUUUUUCUCUAAUUUUGGUUUUGUUAUAUUUUAAGAAGUAUGAUUUAAUUCCAGAUGGUUAAGCAUAUUACUAGUAACAUUAACUCACUUCUAAGUCAUAUCCGCAAAGAACAUUUCCUACACAGUAGAUAUUGGGCUAAUGGGAAAGCUGUACAAAUUUCCACAAGCUGCUUUGGUUUGAAUUCCAGCACAUUUCAGCAAUGCAGACUCAGCAGUUGCUUAGUGGGUUCAUAUUAAAAAUCUAAAAGUAUCGCUUAUUACUAAAUUUACAAAUUACUAAUUUUUUCGCUGUCAUCACUCUUCCAUUGCAUCUUUUACUCAUAACAGUACGACUGCAUUCAAAAUUUAGUUGACAUUCCUGAACUCAUAUAAAUGGUUUAUGUGGUUUACCUACUUUUAAAAGCAAUUUGACUUUUCAUCGCAAUGUUCAAAAGUUGCAGAAGUAAUCUGUAUUCAUUUUGUAAAUCAAGAGUUAGUUUUAAGAUACGGAAGUGUACUUAAAUGUGAAUUGUUGUGUUAUCGUUUCACCUCGCUGGAUUUUGGUGCUUUGAAAACUCUGUGAUCUUAUUUUAUUAAUUAGAAAAACAUGUCACUAGUUUUGAAAAUGUGUAGAUAUUUAUAAAGAAAUUAUUUUGUAUAUAAUAGACUACUAGAGUUAUAUUUAACUUUAACUGCUCUAAUAUCCUAUUUUUAGCCUAAUUGUUUAUUUUCUUGUUUAUUCACUUUCUAACUUUUUAAACCAGGGUCUAUCUGCCAGUUAGCAGCUUACUUGACCCAAAUUCACUGUAAUAAUAGUUACAAAAAUUACUUGACCUCUCUACCAACAAAAAUCUCUUUUCUCUUCUAUAUGAGCAAAACGUUUUAGGCUGCGUUGAAGUUUGAGGUUUCUGCAGAUUUAUUAUUUAUUACUUAUAUUUAUGCAACAAUAUAAAUAUAUGUUUUCACUGGAACUAACUAAAAUUAAAAAUUGUUACAUUUAUCUCACAUGAAGAAAAAAUAAUAUAAUGUACUUUUUGUGUGUUACUAAUUUCUAACUAAUUUAAAUACCAACUGUUUUUGUUUCAGAAUUGUGUAUAACUGAACAUAAUAAACUGUAAUUAAUAAUUAGCACGUUAAAAUUCAUCUUUAUGAUUGUAAAUACAGUAAUAAAUUAUGUAUUAUGUAAUAUUUAUAAAGAUCAUUAAAAUACAUUUAUAACUCAA